This is a messenger RNA of Effrenium voratum, 1512 nucleotides long. The record is from the annotation of a GenBank genome assembly. NCBI's taxonomy places the organism in Eukaryota, Dinophyceae, Suessiales, Symbiodiniaceae.
AUGGCAAGCAGGGUCCGUCUCGCGGCCAAUGCGGCGAAGAGGAACAGGUAUCUGCCGAAUGACAUCAUCACGUCACUGUCACAGGAGUCGCGUUGGCAGCAUAGCUUGGUGCUGCUGCGCACGCAGUGCAUUGCAUAUUUGAUGGUCACUGAGCAGAGCACAAGGGUUUGCUGCGAAGAGGCGGCGGCUCCUCCGCAGCUGGUGAUUUUCGGGGGAGGCACAGCUACCAAUGAGCUGGUUCCCGUGCUGCACAGCUGGAAUCGCAGGGUGAGUCACGUGAUGCCGGUCACCGACAAUGGGGGCUCUACUGCGGAGAUCCUCCGUGUGUUGCGUGGGCCGGCGAUUGGGGACAUUCGCUCGAGGCUGGUAAACCUGUCCAAGUUUCAUUUGAGACAUAGUGACCGGGAGAGCUAUCAAGUACAUCCAUCUGAGAAGCAAGUUGUUCGGCUGCUGGAGUAUCGGCUUCCUACAGAGGCAGAAAGCGCACUGGCAGAGUGGUCCAUGCUGCUGGACGGCCGCCACAGCCUCUACAAGGGUAUCACCACGGACUACAAAUCCGUGAUCCAGUCCUUCCUCUUGAAGUUCCACUCGGAGAUUUUGCGGAAUGCGGUGUCCGUGAACGCCGGGAUUUCCGUGAACAAAGGCUUCGACAUCGAAGCAAACUUCCACAGUUUCGAUUUCCGGCGCGCGAGCAUCGGGAACUGCUUCUUCACCGGCGUUCGGCUGCACUUUGGGUCGCUCCCCGCUGCCAUUCUCAUGUGGACCAGGAUUGCGCAGAUCCCCCCGGAGACGCGGGUGCUGCCAGUGAUGAACCUCAGCUUCUUUGUGACCAUAGGUGUGGAGCUUGAAAAUGGUGAUCACAUCAUCGGCCAGAGCGAGAUCAGCCAUCCAGAAGUACCCGGGGAGAACCUGAAGGAGAGCGGGAAAGUGCCCCUGCCUGCGCCAGUGCGCCGUUUGUUUUUUGUGAACGAGCACGGGCAGGAGCUGAAGAGCCAUAGCUUGCCGGCGAAUGCUGACGUGCUCGACGCCAUCGAAUCUGCAGAUUGUGUCGUGUACAGCGUGGGGUCUCUUCUCACCUCGGUGCUACCCUCGCUCUUGCUGCCGGCCAUCGGCGCACGGAUCAGAGGCGCCGCCGUGCCGAAGGUGCUGCUGCUGAACUCGGAGCACGACCGCGAGACCACGUGCACGUCGCCGCAGGGCAUGGAGGUCAUGACUGGCAAGGAUAUGGUGGAAGCCCUGUGCCGGGCCUGUCAGGGCUUCGAGCGAGUGGAAGCUGAGAGCUGGCGGUGUUGCGUGACGGAUGUGGUGGUGGCUCAAGGCAGCCCCUUCCUCUCGAGCGGUAGUGCUGAAGCGAGGAGUCUGGAGAAGCUGGGCAUCCGGCUGCACUGGGUGCCCUGUAAGCCCGGCUGCCCCGGCUGGCUGGACUUCUCUGGCGUUGUGAAAGCCCUUGCCGACAUAGCUGCCACCCAAAGUGGCAAGGAGGUGCCCUUCCGGCCAGCUGAUGUGCGCUGA